AUGGUCAAGCCGAUGGUUCAACCGGGAAAUCAAGUUGAUAUUAGAGAAGGUGCCUUCACAAAAAGAUUGGUCAACAAAGCGGACGAUACACUGUGGGCAUACAGAACCGCCUAUAAGACACCUAUAAGCAUGUCUCUGUAUGCGUUUGUGUUUGGUAAAGCAUGUCAUUUACCACUUGAGUUGGAGCACAAAGCAUUGUGGGUGGUGAAAAAGCUUAACUUCGAAUUAAAGGAAGCAGGGGAAGCAAGAAAACUCCAAUUUGUCGAGCUUGAUGAGUGGAGAACGCAAGAUUAUGAGAAUGCCAAAAUUUACAAAGAACGAGCAAAAUUUUGGCAUGACAAACAGCUAUGCGGAAAGAAUCUCCACGUCAGACAAAAAGUCUUACUUUCAAUUCGUGGCUACAACUCUUUCCCGGCAAAUUAA
This is a messenger RNA of Benincasa hispida (wax gourd), 423 nucleotides long. The record is from RefSeq and is a predicted model, not a curated record. NCBI's taxonomy places the organism in Eukaryota, Viridiplantae, Streptophyta, Magnoliopsida, Cucurbitales, Cucurbitaceae.